GGCUGGGCACGGGCUGCCCGCGGUGACCGCCCGCCCACCCGCCGGCCACUUUGCCAGCGCUCUGCGAACGGGCCGUCGGCUUGCGGCUUUGUAAAGAGCUAAGAUUCCAGAUGGCCAAUGCUAUGAAUGGCAGAAACCCUGGUGGUCGAGGAGGAAACCCCCGGAAAGGUCGAAUUUUGGGUAUUAUCGAUGCCAUUCAGGAUGCAGUCGGUCCCCCCAAGCAAGCUGCGGCUGAUCGCAGGACUGUGGAGAAAACUUGGAAACUCAUGGACAAAGUCGUAAGACUGUGUCAAAAUCCAAAACUUCAGUUGAAAAACAGCCCACCAUACAUACUUGAUAUUUUACCUGAUACAUAUCAGCAUUUACGACUUAUACUGAGCAAAUACGAUGACAACCAGAAACUUGCCCAACUGAGUGAGAACGAGUAUUUCAAAAUCUACAUAGAUAGUCUAAUGAAAAAGUCAAAACGAGCAAUUCGACUUUUUAAAGAAGGCAAGGAGAGGAUGUAUGAAGAACAGUCACAGGACAGGCGGAAUCUCACAAAACUGUCCCUUAUCUUCAGUCACAUGCUGGCGGAAAUCCGAGCGGUCUUCCCCAGCGGCCAGUUCCAGGGAGAUAACUUCCGUAUCACGAAGGCAGACGCUGCUGAGUUCUGGAGAAAAUUUUUUGGAGACAAAACGACUGUCCCCUGGAAAGUGUUCAGACAGUGUCUCCACGAGGUCCAUCACAUUAGCUCCGGCCUGGAAGCGAUGGCGCUAAAAUCAACCAUCGAUUUGACUUGCAAUGAUUACAUUUCAGUUUUUGAAUUUGACAUUUUUACCAGGCUAUUUCAGCCUUGGGGCUCUAUUUUACGGAAUUGGAAUUUCCUAGCUGUAACACACCCAGGUUACAUGGCAUUUCUGACAUAUGAUGAAGUGAAAGCACGGCUACAGAAAUACAGCACCAAACCCGGAAGCUACAUUUUCCGGUUAAGCUGCACCCGGCUGGGACAGUGGGCCAUUGGCUAUGUGACUGGGGACGGGAAUAUCUUACAGACCAUACCUCAUAACAAGCCCUUAUUCCAAGCCCUGAUUGAUGGCAGCAGGGAAGGCUUUUAUCUUUACCCUGAUGGGCGAAGUUAUAAUCCUGAUUUAACUGGCUUAUGUGAACCUACACCCCAUGAUCAUAUAAAAGUUACACAGGAACAAUAUGAACUGUAUUGUGAAAUGGGCUCCACAUUUCAGCUCUGUAAGAUCUGUGCAGAGAAUGACAAGGACGUCAAGAUUGAACCUUGUGGGCAUUUGAUGUGCACCUCUUGUCUUACUGCGUGGCAGGAGUCGGAUGGCCAGGGUUGCCCCUUCUGUCGUUGUGAGAUAAAAGGGACGGAGCCCAUCAUCGUGGAUCCCUUUGAUCCUCGAGACGAAGGCCCGCGGGGCUGCAGCCUCUCCGAUCCCUUCGGCCUGCCGGUGCUGGACUUGGAGGAAGACGACGACCGGGAGGAGUCCCUGGUGAUGAGCCGGCUGGCAAAUGUCCGGAAGUGCACUGACAGGCAGAACUCACCGGCCACCUCUCCAGGGUCCUCCCCGCUCGUCCAGAGAAGAAAACCCCAGGCAGACCCUCUGCAGAUCCCCCACCUCAGCCUGCCGCCUGUGCCUCCGCGCCUGGAUCUGAUUCACAAAGGCACGGGCCGCUCUCCCGCCAGCAGCCCCACGGGCUCGCCAAAGUCUUCUCCUUGCAUGGUGAGGAAACAAGACAAGCCACUCCCAGCGCCACCUCCUCCCUUACGAGACCCUCCUCCACCUCCUCCCGAACGGCCCCCCCCAAUCCCACCUGACAGUAGACUGAGCAGACACUUCCAGCAUGGGGAGAGUGCGCCGUCCCGGGACCCGCCAAUGCCUCUUGAAGCCUGGUGCCCUCGGGACCUGUUUGGGACUAACCAGGUGGUGGGAUGCCGUGUCCUAGCCGACGGCUGUCCAAAGCCUGGAGUCACAGCCAACUCCAGCUUAAAUGGAAGGCAUGGCAGAGUGGGCCCUGAGGCCGUCCUUCUGCGGAAACACAGGCGCCAUGGUUCACCUUCAGAAGGAGCCAAGGUCUUUUCUAAUGGCCACCUUGGAAAUGAAGAAUAUGACGUUCCGCCUAGGCUCUCUCCUCCUCCUCCAGUAGCGGCCCUUCUCCCGAGCAUAAGGUGUACUGGGACGUUAGCAAACUGUCUUUCAGAGAGCACCAGGGACGCGGUAGAGGAAGAUGAUGAAUACAAGAUUCCUUCAUCUCAUCCCAUUUCACUGAGUUCACAACCCUCUCACUGUCAUAGUGCCACACCUCCACUGCGGUCUUGUGAUAAUGGUCACUGUAUACUGAAUGGAACACAUGGUUCCUCUUCAGAGAUGAAGAAAUCAAACAUCCCAGAAUUAGGCAUCUAUGUAAAGGGAGAUGUUUUUGAUUCAGCCUCUGAUCCAGUGCCAUUACCACCUGCCAGGCCUCCAAGCCGGGACAACCCCAAGCAUGGUUCUUCAUUCAGCAGGACGCCCUCUGAUUAUGAUCUGCUCAUCCCUCCAUUAGGUGACGAGGCCUUCGAGGCCCUCCCCCCAGCCCUCCCACCGCCCCCGCCCCCGCCCCCUGCGAGGCACAGCCUCACCGAACAUGCAAAACCUUCUGGCUCCAGUAGCCGCCCUUCCUCAGGACAAGACCUCUUCCUUCUUCCUUCAGAUCCCUUUUUUGACCCAGCAAGUGGCCAAGUUCCUUUGCCUCCUGCCAGGAGACUGCCAGGGGAAAAUGUCAAAGCCAACAGGAUGUCACAGGACUAUGACCAGCUGCCUUCAUCAUCUGAUAGCUCACAAGCACCAGCCAGACCCCCCAAGCCUCGGCCUCGCAGAACUGCUCCAGAAAUUCAUCAUAGAAAACCACAUGGGCCUGAGGCCGCGGUGGAAAAUGUAGAUGGGAAAAUUGCAAAACUAAUGGGAGAGGGUUAUGCCUUUGAAGAGGUGAAGAGAGCCUUAGAGAUCGCCCAGAACAACAUUGACGUGGCGCGGAGCAUCCUCCGCGAAUUUGCCUUUCCUCCGCCAGUCUCCCCGCGUCUAAACCUAUAGCAGCCACAAGUGCAAACACCGGGACGCAAAGCAGUUGACAUCUGUCCCCGGAGUGUGGAAGAGAGGAGAGCAUGCAGUUCAGGAGCGGAGGGCCCCUGCUCAGGAAUCGUCUCGAGAAGGAGCCCACAGUGCAGCGCGCAGAAGACGGCUGCUCACUUGGAGGUCCGUGUGGUCUCCUCAGUUUUGCUAGCCAUAUUUUUAAAUCAGGGUUGAACUGACAAAAUAAUUUAAAGACGUUUACUUCCCUUGAACUUUGAAUCUGUGAAAUGCUUAUCCUUGUUUACAUGUUGGCAGAGUUGCAGUUUGUUUGUGUUUUUGAUACCUGUACUGUGUUCUUGACAGACCCUUGAUAGAGUGGUCAGGUCUGCUGUGACAUUCCCUGGUCCCUGUCCCCAUCAACAGCAAAACCACCUCUUUAUGUUGACCUCCAUCCCAGCCCUGCUCCAGAUCCAGCUCCAUUUCUCCCACUUACACAAUGCCCUAAAGGUUCUGAAUUUCAAUGUUUCAAAGUAAUGCAAAAAAAAGUGUGUGAUCUUCACUACUGAGUGUCCCCCACCCCCGCUCCCGCCCCCCUUUUGGGAACCAUCACUGUUGAAAGAUGGGAAAAACCUGAAUGUAUAAAACAUUUAUUUGUCAAUAAACUGCCUUUUAUAAGGGGUUUUAUAUGAUAUAAAGGCAUUUCCCUUGUUAAUUUCAGUUUUCUAGCCUUUAAUUUUUCAUAUUCAACAUCUCUGUCAUCCCAUGAUGCUAUGAACAUCUAAAAGGUUAGAGUGGCUGCUGCAGACAUGGGAGGAGGUGAGAUGUUUAUGGCAGACACUGCAGGACUAAAGCAAUGUAGUGAUAGUGGGUGCCCCUGGCAUGCUGGAGGACUAAAGCAAUGUAGUGAUAGUGGGUGCCCCUGGCAUGCUGGAGGACUAAAGUAAUGUAGUGAUAGUGGGUGCCCCUGGCAUGCUGGAGUGACGCUCAAGAGGGCAGGACGAGGCCGCUUCCCCAGAGUGUAGAAAUCAAUCUCCAGAUGAAAUCAUGGGAAAGCUCUUCCCUAGUAUGUUCUGUUUAAAUAACAGUGGCUUGUUUUCUCCUACCUCUGGCACGCACUUCCUAAGAGUGAAAAUACAAGGGCUUUGAUGUAUUGUUAAGUGCCAUUGCUACUGGAGCAAUGUUAUUUGCAAAAUUCUUCAGUCUUUCUUAUCCCAUUAGCGAAGUAGCUAGUCCAUGGAUGAUCUCAUUCAUCUCGCCACAGUGCUCCAUCCAGUCAGACGGAAGAAGCUAAUUUAGUUUUGCCUUUUGUUGCAAAAUGAUGGUUCUUCAGAAACCAUUAUUACUUUUAAUAAACCUAAAAAUAUUUAUUGACCAUCUACAAUGUGCUUGGCACCUAUAGACACUUUUAAAAGCACAAACUAACAUGCUAAUUUCAACAUAAUGUUUUUAUUCAUUUUUGAGGACAAGAGUUGAUAACAGGUGAAGUAUAGGAAGUUGCCACUGGAACUUUCCAGCAAUUUCCUUUUGCUUAGAGGAAAAUUGAAACAAGACUAUCACUAUGUGCUGAGCCUGCAGCAAGCUUUCCAAACGUGGACUUACUCAUGGGUUCAUGCAUGUUCCUGCCACUCCUUCACCUCACGUCCGUAUGAUGCGCAAAGACGGGUCAGCUACGGAGUUCCCAUCCUGACUUGAGAUGACAUGAAGAACCGCCCAGUCACAUGGUGAAGCCAGUAUCGGAUGAGGCUCGUGCGUUGACCCAGGCUGGCUCUCGUGGGAUGAGGCAGGAUUUGAGGACUCCCAGGCUUUUCAUAGUGUUAAUUUGCUCAGGAGACAGAGCAGAUUAUGUCCCUGGAGGGGAUGUUUUAAUUUGCCUUCAAUAAUCUCCUCAUCAGGAGGUGUGAUUACAGGUUUUUAUAUUCUCUCUAACAUUGGCUCUUUGUCUUUGACUUUAUGGAUGACACGCUGUCACGAGUUUUCACCUGUGCUGUUCAGACUCGGAUUACGGUGCAGGAGCGCUGUAGACUGCUUACCCUGUGACCUGCCAGUCACAGGGACGGUGUGGUGGCAGCGCUGCCGCAUCGUCCUGGCGACGAGGAAGUGGCAUGAAACGGGACCCUGGGAGCCACAGCACGCGCUCCAGUUUUCACAUACGAUGGGAAUUUUUCAGCAAGAAUUUAAAAAGGAAAGGCAUGAAGAUAGAGAACAUUUGGUCCCGAGCUGCAGCAUUUUCAAAAUCUCUACCGUUAACUCCGUGGGAGCCCUCAGCGUUGUCCCUGACAGGCUAACAACAAUGAAACAAGCUACCGAACGCAGGAGACAGACAGAAGCUGUAAAGUACUCACGAAAAUGCACAGUCACCCAUUGCCUGAGGCACGGCACUCAAAAAGAGGAAUUUAUUUUAAGAAAUAAGCCUAAAUAUUUUUCAUGAUAAAAGUUUCUACUGGUAUUUAAUGCUUUGAAAUGACCCAGGCUUGAUUCACUGUGACCCAGUGAGUCAGAUAUUCCUCUCAUCUCAAAGUGCUGAAGUAAAGAUUCCAUCUAAGCUAGUAUUUAAUGUAAUCCAUAAGAUUAAAACAAAUCAUGUUCUGGAUAUGGAAGGAGUUAGGGAUUUAUCCUCAAUCAAUGUUACUCUAGCUAGUGUAUUUCCAGAAAUUUGUUGAUUUUUUUUCAUGCCUUGAUAUCUGCUAGAUGACACAGCCACAUUUUCAGAAAGGAAACAGCAUUUUCUGUUUACCGUGGACUUCUUGAACAAAUACAGCCCGCCGGCCUUGCUGCCUGCACAGAACCUCAUCACAGCCUUGCGAGGUCUGCUUGUUAACUCAGUAUUCCUCACACCAAGAGCACGUGGAGAUUUCAUAAUGUGAACUUGACUUUUCAGGACCAUCCCUACAGUUUGAACAUGACUUUUCUGCUCAGAGUUUCAGCUCGAAGUUUAAGUUUGCACUGAACAAUCUCAUUUGGUUUUCAAAUAUAUCAACCUGACAGAUUUGGAAGUAAAUUACAGUUUAUUUGAAUACUAAUGCAGGUACUGGAAUUUUAGUGCUUCUAGGAAAAGGUUCCAGAAAAGAACAGCAAUAGAGUGAAGGGUUUUCCUCCCUAUUACUACUUUAUUAUUUUAAAUGCAUUUUUAAGUGUGUCUAUUGUGGCAAAGUAGUUAUGUGUUCAAUUAAUUUAUAUUCAUUCUUUUUCAGUUCUGGUUAUCAUGUAACCUCAAGUACUUUAACUGUUCUUUGAAGAUAUUUUAUAAAAUGAAUGUUAACAAAA
Jaculus jaculus (lesser Egyptian jerboa) is the source of this 6308-nucleotide messenger RNA. It is a transcript of the gene Cblb, whose product is annotated as Cbl proto-oncogene B. Lineage: Eukaryota; Metazoa; Chordata; Mammalia; Rodentia; Dipodidae. Gene Ontology annotation, cellular component: membrane raft; plasma membrane. The transcript has 19 exons. Gene Ontology annotation, molecular function: phosphotyrosine residue binding; calcium ion binding; receptor tyrosine kinase binding. Bases 111 to 3065 code for a protein of 984 amino acids. Gene Ontology annotation, biological process: cell surface receptor signaling pathway; negative regulation of epidermal growth factor-activated receptor activity. The record is from RefSeq and is a predicted model, not a curated record.